Molecule: messenger RNA, 852 nt
Organism: Symbiodinium sp. CCMP2592
Lineage: Eukaryota; Dinophyceae; Suessiales; Symbiodiniaceae
Source: the annotation of a GenBank genome assembly
AUGGAGAAGCCAAAGAGGAGUCGAUCCAGAUCGCGCGGAGGCCGGCGAGAAGCCAGCAAGAGCCGGAGCGGCAGUCGCGGCAGAGAGGACAAGCUGGUUCCCGCUGCGGCCGCCCCGCAACGAGUCCGGAUUCAGUCCUUCGAGGAGAUCCUGGCAGCCGUGCGCUCCGGCGCCAUGCCCUCCAUGAUGCCUGCCAGGGCCGGGUCGGCGUUGCAGCCACAGACCUCAGGAGGCUUCAUGCUGCCAGCACGCUCACUCUACGACUCCGGCUACAAGGGCCAAAUGUUCGGGCCUUCCGGUGAAGAUUGCCCACAAGCACGUCCCGAGAUGCUCGAGCGGGCAAAGGAAGAAGCCAAGAUGGCAGAGGAGCAAGGCAAGCGAGCCGCCAAAAAAGGCGCUUCCAUCCCGACGGGGCCACCAGGACUUCCAACGGGCGUGGUGGUCGUUGAGCAGAAGUACGUGGAUUUCCUACUUGGCCCGGGAGGGCAGUCCUUGGCAGCGAUCAACCACGCAGCCGGGGUCAAUGUGAACCUGGACCAGACGCACAAGUUCUCGGGCUAUAGCAUUGCCAACAUCUACGGGCCAGAGGACAGGGUGCGAAAUGCCAAAUUGGCGAUCGACUUCAAGCUCUCCCAGUGGCUGCCACUUCAUGAGCGACGAAGAACCGGAGGUGCUGUCAACAGCCAGUCGAACCAGGUUCCUGCACCACUUGGGGGGCGGGAGCCGUCCGCUGGCACCUGGAGGUCUGGGAGCCAGGGAACGCCGGGAACGCAGGCAUCAGGUGCCACCGCCACGUGGUCCAAAGACGGCGACCAGGCUGAGGGCAAGCCCAUUACCGGCGGCCUCCUUUGA